Molecule: messenger RNA, 1037 nt
Organism: Humulus lupulus (European hop)
Lineage: Eukaryota; Viridiplantae; Streptophyta; Magnoliopsida; Rosales; Cannabaceae
Exons: 6
Coding region: 16-831 (271 amino acids)
Source: RefSeq, a predicted model, not a curated record
AGAUAUUUUAUAAGUAUGUGGGACCCAACCACCAUGCCAAGUGAGAAAAUAGUGUGUGGAUGGGCUGAAGCACAAGGCUUCGUUUACCAGUCAUCUACAACUCUCAACAGUAAAAAUAUCCAUAACCGAAGACGAACUCAGUCACUGUGCUUCAUCCUCGACUACCUCCCUACGCUCUUGUUGGAAGUUGCAGGGAUGGCCACCGUUUUCCAUGGAAGCACUGCAAAUUCCAGCAUGUUAUGUGAAAGGGGUGCAAUUUCGUUAAUGGGUAUUUCAGCUCUUCCACUCCUCCAAACUAGGGUCAGAGUUUUUGAUGGUUUGGUUAAAGGAAAAUUAAUAACUCAGAGCUUGUAUAGAAAUGAAGAAUCCUCUUUCCAGGGAAGAGGAUACAAAAGCAUGAGGUCGAAAAGAGUAGUAUUUACCGUUCCCAGAUGUAGUGGUUCUUCAGACUCCAACAACAGUGAAAAUGACUCCUCUAAUAAGGCAAAGACACCUUUUGGAUACAAUAGAAAAGAUGUUAUACUGAUUGGGAUUGGAGUAACUGCUCUUGGAGUUGGCUUGAAAAGCGGAUUAGAGUUUGUUGGAGUUGAUCCUUUACAGGCAGGAAAUGUAGUUCAGUUGGUUCUGGUCUUAGGACUAACUAUUGGGUGGAUUUCAACAUAUAUCUUUAGAGUUUCAAAUAAGGAAAUGACUUAUGCUCAACAGCUACGCGAUUACGAAAGUAAAGUCAUGGAGAAGCGAUUAGAGGGCCUCACUGAAGCAGAACUAGAGGCAUUGCUCGAACAAGUUGAGGAAGAGAAACGCCUAGCUAGCGGUGAGCAAGUUAAAUGAAGUUCAAUUUCAAUUGGUCACAUAUAUACCUCAAUACUGUUGUUAGUCUUUGAAGCUCAAGUACCAUUGUAUAGAGUACUGACUGAAAAAAGAUGAUUAGAACUAAGAAAUAAUGUCAUAUUAAUGUAACAUAAUUUCUGGUAAAUUCACAGAUGCAAAUAACUGAGAAUAGUCAGAGAUCAUAUAUUAAGUUACAAGUUUCAAAA